Macrosteles quadrilineatus (aster leafhopper) is the source of this 1409-nucleotide messenger RNA. Its product is annotated as transcription factor E2F4-like. The coding region runs from base 231 to 1154 and encodes 307 amino acids. The transcript has 10 exons. The record is from RefSeq and is a predicted model, not a curated record. Gene Ontology annotation, cellular component: RNA polymerase II transcription regulator complex. Gene Ontology annotation, biological process: regulation of transcription by RNA polymerase II. Gene Ontology annotation, molecular function: DNA-binding transcription factor activity, RNA polymerase II-specific; protein dimerization activity; RNA polymerase II cis-regulatory region sequence-specific DNA binding. Lineage: Eukaryota; Metazoa; Arthropoda; Insecta; Hemiptera; Cicadellidae.
CGCUGGGUUUGCUAACAGUUAAAUUUGUGUCUCUAUUGCAAGCAACGCCUGAUGGGGUGUUAGAUCUUAAACAGGUUAGGGCCUACCCCUGAACUCAAACAUGUGGAUUUUGAAGUACUGGUAGGCCUAAUGUGUGUAUGUGCGCCCGUGUACGUGUGUACCGGUACCUACAGAGCUUCAGACUACACCUGUCCAGUCCAUUUUUGAUUAAAUUCAGUAUGGAGUAAUCCAUGGCUGCUGAUUUAUUAGCAGUGAGUCAAAAGAGGCGGAUUUAUGACAUAACAAAUGUGCUGGAAGGGAUAGGACUUAUAGAAAAGAAGAACAAAAAUCUCAUCCAGUGGAAGGGUUCGGAAUUCCCACUUCAGGGACCGCUGUGUUCCAUUUCAGAAAUAAAAAAAGAACUAGCAAAGCUAAGAAAAUAUGAAGAACUACUAGACACCCAUCUGCAGUGGUGCAAUCAAAGUGUGAACAAUAUAAUGGAUGAUGAAGAGAAUAAGAGAAAAGCGUAUGUUCUGGACUCUGAUGUCAACUUCUGUUUUGAAGACAAUGUUUUUUUGGCCAUCAAAGCACCCCCUGGAACUCUCUUAGAAGUUCCUGUUGUGGAUCAUAAAGCUGAAAACUCUAAUUCCAAAUACAUGAUUCAUCUCAAGUCCAAGUCUGAUCCUAUUCAUGUGUAUUAUCUCCAACAGGGCUCAAAACUAAAAGAUGUUAAAAAUCUUAGUAAAUUAAAAUCUGAGGUCAGGAAUUGUCAGUUUGCCAAGGGGAAGAAGAGUGGGUCCUUGAAAACAGACGAAGGCGGAGACACCCAUCUAGAAAAUCCAACUGAGUUUUUAAAUAUAGAGGAUACAAAUGAAACAGAAUCAGUCUUGAAUCACUCUCCUCCUGAAAAAGUAGAAGUGAGGCCCAAAAACAGUAAAAACAAAAUGUUGACAGAAGAAAUGAUAGAAGCUUCAGUCAUCUUAGGAGAUCUCAAAGAUUUUUUAGUUACCAAUACUGAUAUGGAUGUAUCACCAGCACCAGAUCCUUAUGAAAGUGAUGCAAAUUCACCAUUUUUAAGGCUGAGCCCUCCUCUCAACAGUUUGGACUACAGCUUCAAUCUGGCUGACAACGAAGGUGUCUCUGACCUAUUUGAUGUUCCAACAGUGAAGAAAUAGCCAAACGCAUUCCUAACCAUCAACUAUGUGAUAUACGAACAGUCAAUUACCUAUUUUUUAUGUGUCAUAUUGAAGUGUUAACAUUGAAUUGACAAUAGGUGUUUGUAACCUGAGUAAUGAACCCAAGGACCAACAUUUUUUUUAAAUGUAACUGUGUAAGUCUGGAAAAAUUACAUUAUAAAAUCUAUUACCAUAUGUAAGUAAACUAUGUCUGCCUGUACAUAAAUGAGUGUGCCAGUGAAUGUCCGUUUCAUA